UUCGUCGCGUCCCUCCGCGGUUCUCCAUCCCGCCCACCAACCACGAGGUGAUGCCGGGGGGUAGUUUAAACCUGACAUGUGUGGCCGUGGGAUCACCCAUGCCCUACGUCAAGUGGAUAAUGGGAGUUGUGGAACUCACCAAGGUCUUUACUUUUACUGUUUUGCUUUUACCUUUUUAAAAUGUUUCUUUGUUUUAUAAUAAUUUGUUAUUAUUGUUUUAUUAUGUAUAGCACCUCUGUAUGAAUUGUAUUGGAUUCAGUUUAAAGGGGGAAGCAUUGAAAUAUAUCACAUAGAACAGAUACCUUUUUUCAUACUUGCUUUCAAUGAUAAUGAAUGACAGAUCUAUAACUCACAUUUCUAUCUGAAAUAUGUCAGGUCGUACACAAAGCUACAUAAUGGACCGUUUAUAUUUUGAUUAUUCUUAUGAAGGAGGAUGAAAUGCCCAUCGGUCGUAAUGUUCUGGAGGUGACAAACAUCAAGGAGUCAGCCAACUACACCUGCGUGGCCAUUUCAUCUCUGGGCAUGAUCGAGGCUACCGCUCAGGUCACUGUGAAAGGUGAGAGGUCAAAGGAUACUGUGUAUGGGGGUGGAGAGGUGUGUUUGUGUGUUGAAGUAACAUUCAAGUUGUCCAAACUAAGACAUCUGGUUUACACAAACUUCAUACACACUAAUGAAGUUAUUUGAUUAGCUCAACCUCAUAUAAAGCUGUUUGAAGAGCGGAAAGAGCUGGCAUGAUUCACAUUAUGUACAUUAUCAUCAAACAGACUUCAUCAUCAUCAUCACAGCUUGUAGCGUAUGUGAGAACACACAGUUUCUGUCUGCGCACCAAAUGGCACUCUAUUCCCCAUAGGGCUCUGGUCAAAGUAGUGCUCUAUGUAGGGAAUAGGGUGCCAUUUGAGAUGCAGUCUUUGUCAUCACAGUCUGUCAGUCCCAUAACAGAUGACUCAUCAUGAGAUCCUUACAGGCUGUGUCCAAAAUGGCACCCUAUUCCCUACACUCAACCUUGAAGGUUGUUUUGGCUGUCUCCAUAGGACAACUCUUUGACGUAAGAGAACCCUUUGAAGACCCUUUUUGGUUGCAAGUAGAACCCUUUUGGUACCAUGUAGAACCCUUUCAUUCAGGUCCUCUAUACCAGGAGGUGUCAGAAGAAGGCCCCAUAAAUUGUCAAAGACUCCAGCCACCCAAGCCACAGACUGUUCUCUGCUUCCGCACAGUAAGCGGUACCAAUGCACCAACUCUGGAACCAACAGGACCCUGAACAGCUGCUACCCCAAAGCUAUAAGACUUCUAAACAAGACUGCUAAAUAGCUAAUCAAAUGGCUACCCAGAAUACCUGCAUUGACCCUUUUUUGCACUAACUCUCUUGCACUGUGUAUUUAUUCCUUGUGUCACUAUUUCUAUUUUUAUUUUAAAAAAUUAUCUUAUCUUUAACAUUGUUGGAAAUGGACCCGUAAGUAAGCAUUUCAUUGUUAGUCUACACCUGUUGUCUACGAAGCAAGUGACAAAUAUAAUUUGAUUUGAUUUGAUUCCACCUGAAACAAAAAAGGGUAAUCCUAUGGGGACAGCCGAAGAACCCUUUUGGAACAGUUUUUUCUGAGAGUGGUCAAAAGUAGUGCACUAAAUAGGGAAUAGGGUGCCAUUUGGGAUGCAUCAUGGACUUAGAGAAUGUUACCGUCAUUUAUAUUGUCAGGAGCGAUGCUGCUAGACAAUAUUAAAGACACAAGAUAGAAAGCCUAUUUUCUCCCUUUUUUUGAUAGGUCAUUUUCUUUAAAUGUGAUUGUCCACUUAUUUUGUAAUCUUCUCUGAUUGUCAAUAUGGCUAGGCUGUAUUGUAGUUGCUUUAGACAUCAAAACUCUCCAGUACUCAAUGAUUGCCUUGAUUUCAUUUCAUAUAACAUCUUUAUUUUAUUCUCUCUCUCUCUCUCUCUCUCUCUCUCUCUCUCUCUCUCUCUCUCUCUCUCUCUCUCUCUCUCUCUCUCUCUCUCUCUCUCUCUCUCUCUCUCUCUCUCUCUCUCUCUCUCUCUCUCUCUCUCUCUCUCUCUCUCUCUCUCUCUCUCUAUCCCCCCAUCCAGCCCUCCCCAAGCCCCCCACCUCCCUCAUCGUGAUGGAGACUACGGCCACCAGUGUGACCCUAACCUGGGACUCUGGUAACCCUGAG
Molecule: messenger RNA, 2157 nt
Organism: Coregonus sp. 'balchen'
Lineage: Eukaryota; Metazoa; Chordata; Actinopteri; Salmoniformes; Salmonidae
Source: the annotation of a GenBank genome assembly